AUGAUUAAACUCAAUACUGAUGGAUGCUCCAAGGGAAAUCCAGGAACCAGCGGUGGUGGGGGAGUUAGGGGACAUCAAGGUGAGGUAAUAACUGUUUUUACAGCACCUUUUGGUAUCCAGAGUAAUAAUGCAGCAGAGUCUAUGGCUUUAUGUGCUGGUCUUGAAUGGUGCAUGGAUCAAGGCAUUAACAAGAUAUGUGUUGACUUAGAUUCCUUGGAGGCAAAUAGAGUUGCUGAUGCUCUAGCUAAAGAAGGAUUAGAAAGGACCAAUACUAAAUGGAUUUCUCUGCUGAAGAGCUUCCAAGUCAAGCUAGAGCCCAGUGGUACUUGUUAG
This is a messenger RNA of Nicotiana attenuata, 333 nucleotides long. RefSeq lists its product as uncharacterized. The coding region runs from base 1 to 333 and encodes 110 amino acids. The transcript has 2 exons. Gene Ontology annotation, molecular function: RNA-DNA hybrid ribonuclease activity; nucleic acid binding. NCBI's taxonomy places the organism in Eukaryota, Viridiplantae, Streptophyta, Magnoliopsida, Solanales, Solanaceae. The record is from RefSeq and is a predicted model, not a curated record.